This is a messenger RNA of Culex pipiens pallens (northern house mosquito), 2020 nucleotides long. Its product is annotated as delta(24)-sterol reductase-like. The transcript has 5 exons. Gene Ontology annotation, molecular function: FAD binding; Delta24(24-1) sterol reductase activity. Gene Ontology annotation, biological process: steroid metabolic process. The coding region runs from base 131 to 1645 and encodes 504 amino acids. The record is from RefSeq and is a predicted model, not a curated record. NCBI's taxonomy places the organism in Eukaryota, Metazoa, Arthropoda, Insecta, Diptera, Culicidae. Gene Ontology annotation, cellular component: membrane; cytoplasm.
AAAAUUUGUUCAGUCGGGCGGCGGCUGUUGACGCGAUCAGGUCGUUGGCAUCGCGAUUUUUUUGCUCUCUCUUCUCCAAUUCAGCAUUGUCUCUUUAGCAAACCAAAUUUGGCAAGUUUAGAGUCAGAAAAUGGCGAGUAAAACGCUUACCGAAAUCUUGCUCGUUGACUUCCGAUGGAUCGUGGUUGUUCUGUUCCUGCUACCGGCGUCCUUCCUGUACAACUUGUUCUACAGUGUGCGCAGUAAGAUCAUUUUUAAGCUGCAUUCGGCACCCAGAAGCCACGACGCCAAAGUUGCCGGCAUCCAGAAACAGGUCCGAAAAUGGAAAGAAUCCGGUGGCAAGACCAAGAUGUGCACGGCCCGUCCCGGAUGGCAAACGAUGAGCUUCCGCAAGCCGAUGUACAAGAAAACCUCCUAUCAAAUCAACUGUAAUCUCGUCGACGUGCUCGAUGUGGACACCAAGCGGAAGGUGGUCCGGGUGGAACCUCUCGUCAGCAUGGGACAACUAUCGGAAACUCUGGCUGCACUGGGAUGGACUAUCCCGAUUGUUCCGGAACUUGACGAUCUGACCGUUGGAGGCCUGGUAAUGGGUACCGGCGUGGAGUCUAGCUCUCACAUCUACGGACUGUUUCAGCACAUUUGCCUGUCUUACGAAUUGGUUCUGGCCGACGGAAGUGUUGUGAAAUGCUCCGAAAACGAAAACAGUGAUCUCUUCUACGCUGUUCCGUGGUCGUACGGUACCCUUGGACUGUUGACGGCCGUUGAAAUCAUGAUCAUUCCGGCAACAAAGUACAUCCGCCUGCAUUACGAACCGGUGGUUGGACUGCAGAACGUCGUGGACAAGUUCGAGAGUGCCUGCCGAGACACCAAGAAGAACAAGUACGUUGAAGGACUGCUGUACACGCUGGACGAGGCCGUCAUAAUGACCGGCGAAAUGGUUGAGGACAGUGAGGUUGAACCGGACAAGGUCAAUGAUAUUAGCAAGUGGUACAAGCCGUGGUUCUUCGUGCACGUGCGUGAUAUUCUGAAGAAGCGCGAAAAGACUUACGAGUACGUGCCACUGCGAGAAUACUACCACAGGCACUCGCGGGCGCUGUUUUGGGAAAUUCAGGACAUAGUCCCCUUCGGCAACAACAUAAUCUUCCGCUACCUGUUCGGCUGGCUGCUGCCGGUCAAGGUGUCCCUGCUGAAGCUCACCCAAACGGAAACCGUGAAGAAGCUGUACGAAAACAACCACAUCAUCCAGGACUUGCUCGUUCCGACUAGCACCAUGAAGAAGUGCUGCGAAGAAUUCGACCGCCUCGUGAACGUGUACCCAGUUUGGCUGUGUCCGUUCCUGCUGCCCAACAACCCUGGCAUGCUGCAACCGGCCAAGGGAAUGACCAGCGAUCUGUACGUGGACAUUGGUGUGUACGGAGUGCCGAAGGGUCGUCGCUUCCAACCGGUGGAGACAACCCGCGCUGUUGAGGAUCUGGUCGAGCAGAGCAAGGGAUUCCAGAUGCUGUACGCCGACACUUAUCGUACGCGUGAGGAGUUCCGACGCAUGUUUGACCAUGGACUGUACGAUAAGAUGCGCAAAAAGUACAACUGCGAGGGAGCCUUCCCGGAGGUUUAUGACAAGGUUAACAAGAAUGUUCGAGAUUAAAAAGUGUUUGGAAGAUAUUGUUUAUGGGAAAUAUAUUUUUCAUCUUGACCUUUUUACAUACUAAGGGCUUGCUUGCGUAUUUAGCAUUUAUAAAAAUUCUACUGUGAAUUCCACUGUCAUGUGUUGUAGGUUGUAGAGUUGUAAUUUUCCUUUCAAUAUUGUCCUCAAGACAGUGAUUUAUUCGUCUUACAAAACUAAAAGCUAUUACCUUGUUAGAACCCAUGUUUUGAACAUUCCAGCGAAAUUUUGAAUAUCCAGCUUUGUUUUGAAGGGAAUGGAAAUUUAAAUACACGACUGCAUCUUCAAACAUGAUGGUUAAGUAGACUUCACAUUCUCUUCUAGCGCGCCAAUAAAACUACUUCAUUUUAACCUCAA